Caenorhabditis angaria is the source of this 2914-nucleotide messenger RNA. NCBI's taxonomy places the organism in Eukaryota, Metazoa, Nematoda, Chromadorea, Rhabditida, Rhabditidae. The record is from the annotation of a GenBank genome assembly.
AUGGAAAGGAUGAAUUUAGAUAUUAAUGCAUUGUCAAGGAGUUUCAAAAAGACGUCUGUUUUGAUUUCUUGUAAGUUUUAUUCAUUUUAUGGCAUUUUAUAAAAUUUUAAACUUUAUUUUCGUUAGGUUCUGGAGCUGAUUCGAACUUUUCGGUAUAUCAACAUGCUUUGACAUCUUAUUUUUCGAGAACUCCAAUUGUCUGGAAGCGGAAUAACAAAGUUUUCCCACAUCUUUUGACAUUUCCAUUGAAGUUUGUUCCUUACGAAGAUAAGUUAUGUUUUGGACCACAUAUAACACCUCUCGAAAUUUGUAACAUUGCGUAUUUACAUGUUUAUCAUAUUAAUGUAUUGGUAAGCCAUUUCUAUUCAUAGUUCUAUUCAACUGGAUAAAUGAGAUAUUCAGAAUGCGGACGAUUAUAGAUCAAAUGUUCGACAUAAUGUAUCUGAUUGGUUUGCAAAAGUAAACACAAAACCUGAUGUUCAAUGGAUGAUUUUGAUAAACACAUCUCGUGCAAAGGAUAAAAAGACAAGGACAUUGCUUUUAGAGAAAAUAAAAAGCGAUUUCAGUAAAUUUCAUUCGAAACUCUUCGAACUGCCAGAUACAUCAGAUCAUCAAGCAUUUACUUCAUUUGUUCAAGGUAUUCAACAAUGCAUUUUUGCUCAUUUGAAUCUCGUUGUUGAAAUAUGGGAUAAAUCAUUGAGAACAAUGUAUGAAAAAAGAAAACAACACAAUUUUGAUGUAUUUUCAUAUUUCACAUCAAUGGUAAGUUUUUCGAAAGUAGUUUCAUCAGAUAAUUGAUCAAUAUUCAAUUUCAGACUCAAUAUGGUCGAAAUUAUUGGAGUUUUGGUGCAAUUGAAUAUGCUAUAAAUAUAUUUGAUGAUGUUGAAGGGCUUUUAACUGAAGUUGUAAAUCGAGCACAAGAACCAGAAUCACCUCGAUGGUUAUCUCAACUUUUGAAUGUUCCGAUAGAAAAUCAACCGAAUCUUGUGAAAAUGUUUGAAAUUGAAGCAUUAGAUCGAAAAGAAGCACAUUAUUUGGGAAUGAGAAAUUAUCUUCUUUGUCAACAAAUUAUAAUGGCAAUACAUUUAUAUCAACAUAAAAUGAAAUCAAAUGAUGCAGCACCUUCUUUGAGAUCUGAUUGUGCUAUUGAAAUAUUGAGAAGAACACUUUUAUGUAUUGAAUCUGUUAAAGAAUUCAAUACACAAAUGAAUGUAGGUUUCUUUUCAAAUUUCAUUCAAAAAAAGUUAUUUUUGAAGAAUCAGCGAGAUUUUCAUAAAACUAAUUGUUGGAUUUUGUGGACAGUUUCUGAAUCACUCGAUGUUUGCAAUUUUUUUUGUGAUAUUUCUCAUCUUGAUGUCGCACCCGCAUUUUUAUCUAAACUUCAUUUAGCAAAAUUCGAUGCGGUGAGAAUACUUUAUAUGUUUGAAAAAUAUAUAUGAAAAUUAUUUUAGAUGUUUAAUCUUGCAAAAACGAAUUCACUGGAAAGAGAUUCAUUAGUUUCUUGGCUUAAACAAAUUAUCAAUAACAAUUCACUUAUAUCUUCACUUCAAUCAUCAGAAACAAUGUGUCAAGAACUCGAAAAGAUGUAUGAAUUAUGUAUUCAUAAUCUUUCUCAUCGAAAUCGAAGUUCUCUUCAUAUCACUUAUAAAUAUUUCGAAUAUCUCAAAUCAAUCAAACAUAAAUGCCCAAUUCCGAAAUUAUCGAUAAACAUGAAUAUUUUGAAAACAUUUCCGAAACAAGAAUCGAUUGCAAAUAUGUUGAAAAGUGUUUAUGAAGAAAAUUAUAAUGAAGAUAUGUAUGUUUUUCCAAAUAUAAUUCAAAAUUUUAAUUAUAUUUUUUCAGGCUUCCGAUUUUAUUUUAUAUAACUCAAUGCUCUGAAAAUGAUAUAACUUCAAUUAAUCUUUUUUUGGAUAUUUGUGAGAAACUUGAACACUCGAUCAAUUGGAAAAUAAUCGAUGAUUCUGAAUUAUUUCAUAUAACUGUUGAUACUUUCGAAGCAAUUCAAACAAAAAAUUCAGAAUUUGUGCUGAAAAUCAAAAUAAAUUCAAAAAUCGGAUUUGAUCUUCAUAAUUCCAAAAUUCGUCUUCAUUUUUCAUCUUCAUCAAAUUCAAAUAUAGUUCAACCAAACAAUUUAUCAACACUUUCUUUGCAAUUUGAUAAUAAGGAUAAUACAUGUCGACUUGUAUCAGAAACAAAAACAAAUGGACAUAAAAAUGAAGAAAAUGCAGAAAAAGUACACAAUUUUGUAUCAGAAUCCGAUGUAUUUAUUUUAAAAUCUGGACAAAAUGAAGUGGUAUGUUGAUCUUUUUGUUUUAUAUGAAACUGGUCUUGUUCAUUUCAGAUAACUUCAACUUUUCUCGAACAAGUUGGUUGUUUUGUUUUGGAAAAAAUAGAGAUUCUGUCUUUGAAAAAUUUCAAUUUGAAAUAUGAGACAAUUCAUGCAUUUUCAAGACGUCCUCCAAUUUUAUAUUGUAUGUCAACUCCACAUAUUAUUAAUUUAGCAAAUGAAAAUAAUCAACGUGAGUUCACGUUUUUUUUUUUGAAAUUAAAUUUUACAACCAUAUUUUUCAGAAUAUUUGGCUGGAGUUAUUCAAAAAUUCGAAAUUGAAAUCGAAGCAAAAUGUGAUGUCCCAAAUGAAUCGAUUUUGAAAUGUAUUCCACCAAAUCCUAUGUUCAUGUUUUUGGUAUUUCCUUUCAUCUUCAGUUUCAGCUAAUUUUCAGCUUUUUUCAGCAUCAAAACAAAAAUGUGUGGUUGAACGAAAUCGAAAUUCCAAUAAAAUCUUUGAAAUGUCAUGAGAGAACAAAAGUGGAAGUAUAUUUUUGGUUGAAAAUUGAUUCAACAAUUUGCGAAUCUGCAGCAAUUCAGAAAAGAACGGUCUGUUUUUUAUUUCUAAUUGUAAGAAAAAAUAGAUAA